Messenger RNA from Parastagonospora nodorum SN15, 1282 nucleotides. RefSeq lists its product as hypothetical. Gene Ontology annotation, cellular component: ribosome; cytosolic large ribosomal subunit. The record is from RefSeq and is a predicted model, not a curated record. Lineage: Eukaryota; Fungi; Ascomycota; Dothideomycetes; Pleosporales; Phaeosphaeriaceae. Gene Ontology annotation, biological process: translation. The transcript has 3 exons. Gene Ontology annotation, molecular function: structural constituent of ribosome; RNA binding. The coding region runs from base 23 to 1141 and encodes 372 amino acids.
ACAGCAACGCCCACGAGACACCAUGUCAAGGCCGACCGUUACCGUCAUCUCCGCCAAGGGCGAGUCCACCAAGGACACCCUCACCGUGCCCAAUGUAAUUCAAGGUCAGUUUAUCCGCCCGGAUAUCGUCCACGCGGUCCACACUGGCAUGAACAAGAACCGCCGCCAGCCUUACGCCGUCUCCGAGAAGGCUGGUCACCAGACCUCUGCUGAGUCCUGGGGUACUGGUCGUGCCGUCGCCCGUAUUCCCCGUGUCUCUGGUGGAGGAACACACCGUGCCGGUCAGGCUGCGUUCGGUAACAUGUGCCGCUCUGGUCGCAUGUUCGCUCCCACCAAGGUCUGGCGCAAGUGGCACCAGAAGAUCAACCUGAACCAGAAGCGCUUUGCUACCGCAUCCGCGCUCGCUGCUUCAGGUAGCCCCGCCCUCCUCAUGGCCCGCGGCCACAACGUCAGCACCGUCCCCGAGGUCCCCCUCGUCAUCUCCUCCACCGCUUUUGCCGAUGCCGCCAUCCGCAAGACCUCUGCUGCCGUUGCUCUGCUCAAGGCUGUCGGUGCUGGUGCCGACUGCGAGAAGGCCAAGAACUCUCGCAAGCUCCGCGCUGGUAAGGGUAAGCUGAGGGGUCGCCGCCACAAGCAGCGCCGUGGUCCUCUUGUCAUCUACAACCCCGAUGAGGAUGGCAAGGAGCUCGUCAAGGCUUUCCGCAACAUCCCCGGUGUUGAGACUUCAUCCGUCUACUCGAUGAACCUCCUCCAGCUCGCCCCCGGUGGUCACCUCGGCCGCUUCAUCGUCUGGACCUCGUCCGCUUUCGGUGCCCUUGACACCAUCUACGGCUCCACCACCGAGCCCUCAGCGCUCAAGAAGGACUUCCUCCUGCCAUCCACCAUGAUGAAGCAGCCCGACCUCAGCAAGAUCAUCAACUCAAGCGACAUCCAGAAGGUCCUCCGCCCCGUCCGUGGCGGUGCCGUCUCCAAGCGUGGUGUUGUACAGAAGAAGAACCCUCUCAAGAACUUCCAGGUACAGCUCCGCCUCAACCCCUACGCCGCUACCUUCUCGAAAGAGAAGCUCGGCUCCAAGAAGCUCGAGAAGGGCAAGCCCGACAACGCUGGCGAGUCCUUCGCUGCGCUGCUUGACGAGAACUAGAUGGUAUUUGGCAGGCGAAUGGGUUUCCUUGGGCUUUAGUACAGAUGAUUCCAUGGUGCAACGUGGGGUGGCUAUUAUGAAGUAGCUGUCUCAAAUCAAAACGACCUCUUACGAAGAUUUCCAUGUCUUCAUUCCAACUAC